Molecule: messenger RNA, 555 nt
Organism: Andrographis paniculata
Lineage: Eukaryota; Viridiplantae; Streptophyta; Magnoliopsida; Lamiales; Acanthaceae
Exons: 1
Coding region: 228-434 (68 amino acids)
Source: RefSeq, a predicted model, not a curated record
GUCGUCCAAUGGAACUUCUCUUAAGCAUCCGCAACGACCGGACACUGUCUUUGAUGUCGUCCAAUGAUGGAAUGACACGUUGUCCAAAAAUGAAUGAACCCUACCCCACCACCCAUCCCACUGAUUUAAACUAUGCUCAAUUUUUAGUGUACCCAUAACCCAAUUCCGAGGCAGAGAGCUGCAGCCGGCGACGAGGUUAAGAGAGGAGGAGGAAAUCGUCGAUCAGAAUGAGGGAUUACGCUGGAUUGCUGAUCGCGACGGCGCUCUUCGCGUUCCUGACGCCGGGAUUGCUGAUCCAACUCCCUGGCAAGCAUAGGCCCGUCGAAUUCCUCAACAUGAAGACUAGUGUGGCUUCCAUGGUGCUACACGCUAUUGUUUACGGUUUGCUUCUGGUUCUCUUCCUUGUCGUUCUCAAUAUACACCUCUAUGCUUAGCCUGACUUGAUUCUAAACACGUAACCUGUAAUUCCUCUUGUCUGCUGCCUGCUACUGUUCAGUUUGAAGUGUAUGCUCGAGAUGCGGUGUAAAAUUCAGUUUGUAAUGUGAAUUUGCAGCA